AUGAAUGGAUUGAAGAAGAAUGGGCAUUUUGAACAAAAUGAAGGAAACACCAACUGGGUUAACGUAAAUGAAAUACUUCUGAAAAAACAAUCUGAUCAAAACUUAUUGUUAGUAUAUAAAAACAGCGAAACAGAUUUACAAAAUUGGUUUGAUAAUUUAUCCAAAUGUAUUGAGUCCUUGGAAAAAGGCAGUGGAAACACUUGUCAACACAAACUAGAACUGUUUAAUGAUAUAAAAGAAGAUUAUAUUAAUAAUGGAGAAAAACUUAUUAAUAAUUUAAGGUUGAACUGUCAAAACUUAAGACAAGUAGUCAGCAUUUCAGAUGCUCAGUUACUUGAUGAUCAGAUGAAAUCAGCUGAUCGGCGUUAUAAAGACUUUUGGACAAGAAUGGAAAGAAAAUAUGAAAUCUUAGAAAAUUCCCAAAAAAAUUUAUUAUAUGCCAGAUCACAAAUAGAAGAAAUUAAUAGUUGGAUAGAUGCAAAAUCACAACUGUUGGAUGAAAAUAAUAUAGUUAGUUAUGAUAGUAACAGUGUUGAAAAGAAGUUGAUUGAUUUAAAAAAUAUUAAUAAAGAAGCAGAGACAAAACACAUUUUCUUAACUGAUUCACUUACAGUUAAACUCAAUGCUAUAGAACUUGAAUCAGAACCUAUAGAGUUCAACGAUCUCGAGGAAAAGUUAUACAAGCCUACAAUCAAUAAAUUGGACAAUUUUAAAACAAAAAUAAAUGAAAGUCUAUUAAAAAUUAAGAACAUGCAUGAAGCCAGUCAAAAGUUUGAAAAUGCACUUAAUCAGUGUAAUGUAUGGUUAGAUCGCAGUGAAAAAGAUCUCUCACCAGAUAAAUAUAAACUUGAACCUUUAGAAUUUAUUAAAGCUGAGAAAAAUGUUGAGAAAAUAUUGAAUUUAAAAGCAGACAUUCAAUGUUUUAAAGAUGGAAAAUUAUCGGACUUAGAAAAAAAUAGUCAAGUUUUAUCUGCUUUCUGUGAUAAAGAUAAUAUUUCAGUAAUACAAUCAGUCUUAAAUGAAGUUCUCAAUAAGACUAAACUAAUUGACAAAAUGAGUGAUUUUGCUGAAGAAAAAUCAAAAUCUGUUUUGGAAAAUAGGAAAAAUGUUGAAAAUAAUGUUAAUUUAUGUCAGCAAUGGUUUAGUGAAGUAGAAGUGAUCAUGUCUGCUGAUGUUCGUCUAUCAAGUUUAAAUAUUGUAGAAGAUCAACUGCAAAAGUAUGAUGAUCUUAAUAAUCGCAGUUCUGAAAUUGAUAAUACUAUUGAACAAAUUAAAACAAUUAGUGAAAAAAUGGUACUAAGUGAAUCGGAUACAUUAAAGAUUAGCGAUCAGAUUUUAUCAUUAGAAAACAGUCAAAAAAGAACAAAAGCUAUGAUCAAAGAUAGAAUUGAAAUGAUUGGACAAUAUCUAGAAAAAAUGAAAAAUAUAUCAAAACUUGUAGACGAAAGUAAGAAAAUGAUUCAAAAAGUUCAGUCAAACUUGCAAGAGCUUGAUCGUCCAGUGGGAAGUACUGUGGAUGAUGUCAAAGACAUGAUAAAGUCAUAUGAAACAUUGUUAAAAGAACUAAAAGAAUGGAAUGAUAAAUUAAGUGAUAAUGAUAAUGAAUCACUUAACGAAAUUGUUAAGCAGCAAGAAGAGCUGAUCAAUACAAUUGAAAAACAAUUAUCAAAACUUGGACAAUUGUUGCACCUUCAUGAGCAGUUUAUGACAUUGAUUGCUGAUAUUGUCAUGUUUCUUACAAAAUAUUCUAGUGUUGUCAAUGAGAUUGGAAAAUCUGGAAACACUAUUCAAAACAAAAUCAAGCAGUUUGAUGAGGUUACGGUUAAAAUUCAAGAGUGUGAAGCAACUCUCUUGUUGGCAACAGAUAAAGGUGAAAGAAUUGCAGAAGUAGGUUCUGCAUUCGAUCAUAACAACAUAACUCAGCAGUUGCAAUCAUUAAAACAACAGUUGCUUACUUUGAGAAAAGCUGUGGAAAAAGAAAGACAAAAACUUGAAGCCACCGCAGCGGAACACAUUAAACUUGCUGCGGAUUUAGAACAAGUUUUAGAUUGGAUACGUGAAAACGAAGCUCUCAUUAAAUCCAGACCACUGCUUGAAAUUAAUAUCAAUAGUGUUGAAACCGAUUUAAAGGCACAUGAGGAAUUAAAAGUAAAAGUUGAUGAGCAUUUGUCUCGAUUGAAGACGAUACAUUCAACUGCCCAAAACGAAAAUAUUGAAGACAGUACAAUGCUUGAAUGUUUGAGUGAAGCUAGCUCAUUUUUGAAUACUAUACCAAAAGAAUUACAGGACAGACAAACAUAUUUAAAUAUAAAUAAAGGCUAUCGUGUGGACUACGAACAGUUAAAGGACAAAUUUGUACUGUGGAUUAACGAAGCUAAACAAAAAUUGGCAUCCGUCGAAGAAGACAAAAAUGAUUAUGCUAAUAUGGUUUCAAAUAUGGAGCAUUUAAAAGCAUUCUUCAGUGAUCAAACUGUUCAUGAUUUAGUCACUAAGAAAAUCAAGCAUUCCAUAGAUAAAAUCAGACCUUCCUUAACUUCUCAGCAAAACGAUGUUCUGACGGCAGAACAACGGGGUUUCAAUAAAGACCUCGACGACGUAAUGAAUUCUGCUAAAGCCAUUCAGAAAAAAAUGGAUGACGAAUUUGGUGUUUACAAAGAGUACAGAAAUGUUGUCGACAAAGUAUCAUCGAUUUUAGACCGCUGUAAAUACAAGGAAGAUCCUAUUCAGAACUUAGCUGGCUUAUACUUCAAUGUUGAAAAGAUUACAUUAGUGCAAAACGAUUUACUUCGCCAACAAAAUGAACUGGAUUCAUUACUGACCAAAUCAAAACUGAUUGUCGGCAACGAUGAAAUCCAAUCUAAUACCGAUUCGCUUGUGAAACAGUGGUCUGAACUAGAAAAAGAAAUGUCGUCUCGAAUAAUGUUAGUGACCGAAGUGGGUGAUAAAUGGAAAAAUAUCGAAGACGAGUAUAGGAAAAUUGAAAUCGAAUUUACUCGCAUUAAAGAUGCUUUAACGAGCGUCGAUCGAGUGAUUAGAUCGAAAGAUCAAAUAGUGGAAUCUAUAGCUACACUUCGCAAACUUAAAGACAACUUGGAUGUUUGUGGUGAUCAGCUCAAUAAUACUAAGCCGGUCGGUGAGAGCGUUCUCGACUUUUUAACUUCCGAAUCUCAUCCCGCAUCCACUAUUUUGAAAGAUGACAUUAAAUCGCAUGACGAAAAACAUGAAUCACUCUUGCAACAAUUGAACAACGAACUCAGUCAAUUUGAAGUGUAUUUGAAUGAUUUCACCGAGGUUGAGGCCCGACUAGACAAAUUGGAAUCGUCUCUGAAUAGUCUUAAACCUGAAGUGGAAUAUUUUUACGUGUUCGCUCAAGAUACGGAACAAACCCAAAAGGAAUUUGACGAUUUAUCCGAAAAAGUUAAAGAAGCCGCUAGUGAUCUGAAAAAAUUUAUUGAAUGCACACAAAAUAACUACAUUUCAUCACAAAAAUCAGUGCCAAACGAUUUAUUAAGCAAGUUCAAUCCUUUGGAGCUUGUAUCCGAAGAAUUAACAAGCCUGAUGGAUUCAAACAGCAGAGGCCUAAAACGGGCCAAAACCGUUCGGACAGAGUAUUUGAAGUAUGUAGAUGACGUGCAGAGAUGGCUUCAGGAGGCCGAAGUGAAGGUUCAAGAUCGCGGCAGUGAACCAAAAAAAAUCAAAGAACAUAUACAGACGAUUGAAGAUGAGAUAACUGCAAUUAAUGACAAACUAAAUAAAGCUAUUACACAUGGUAAAGAGAUCAUUGAAAAGACAAAAGAUGAAGAAGAAAAAGAAAUGAUUCCAAAAACGAUUGAAUCAUUAGUAGGAAAAAUGAGCCAAGUGAAACUUUGGUUGGACGAAAAACGUAACCAAAUUGGUGACACUUUGGACGCCUGGCAAAAAUUCUUAUCUGUUUAUGACUUGGUGAUGGCCUGGUGCCAAAAUAAAACAAAUUAUUUAGAAGAACCGAUAACUCUAAGUUCACUUGACGUAGUAAAACAAAAAGCUCAUGAAUUUUCGGCUGCUGUGAAAUCGAGCAAACAACAGAGCAAACAUCUAGCUGAAAUGAGCAAAGAAUUGGAUAUCAUCGCUUUGUCUACAGAUGUUGGACACUUGCCAGAAAAACUGGAAGAAGCUAACAAUGCUAAAAAUGAUGUAGAGGGAAAACUGUCAGAAAAAAGUGCUCUAUUGCACGAGACAUGUGAAGAAUGGGAGCAAUUUGAAAGGAAAUUAAAAGAUGUUAAAUCAUUUAUCGAAAAAUCUCAAAAUGCUAUUGAAUCAGCUGCUAACAAAAAGCGAACCCUACGCGAACAACAUGAUCUGAGGGAAAAGAUGUUGGCUGAUAUUACAAUACAAAGAAACAAGAUUACACUAUCAACUGAAAAAUUGCAGAUUCAUUUCCGAGCUGGUUUUGGAGGCAGUGAAAACAUUGAACAUUUAUCUAAAGACAGUUUGUCUCAGCUAGAUAAAUUGUUCAAAAUUGUCGAAGAGCAAGCACAUAAUUUGGAAGAAAGUCUCUCACAGCUCGACAAAUACCAACAAGAAAUACAACAUCUUCGUCAAAAAGUCAUUACUGCUGAGCAACAAUUAAGACUGACACAAAGUCCAACGUAUUUACCUCACGAUAGACAAAAGGCUGUGCAAGAACAAAACGACGUUCGAAACGCACUGGAAUCAUAUCGGCAACGUUUGGAUUGUACAAUGAAUGCUGUGCGAACGCAUAUCGAACAUUUUAUCGAUUCCAAUCCUUUGCUGGAAUCCACGUCAUGUACAGAUCCCGUAAAUAAUCUAAAAAAUCCACCGAAACAAAUAAGCCGUAAUAUUAUUAAAACUCCCCGAAUAGUGUUGAAUUUAACCGAAACCGACAAGCACCAAAUGCGAAUAAGAUCACGGUCCCCUUCGCCGUUUUGGAUAAAAGGCGAAACGUCCACGUACUCAGAAGUCCUCAAAACCGGUUGCGUACUGUCGAGGAGCAAUAGUAGGAGCACGACUCCGGAAUCAAAAAGUGUCGAUGUUGAGAGUGGAACACGCAUGAGUAGAAAAUCGAGUUUCGAUAAUCUACUCCGAACUCCACCGUUGACGAGAACCAGGAGUAAAUCACCAAAGGACAAAUGGCAACCAAAGGAUUUAAAAAAAAACACAACUUCACGCAUAUCAACACUGCAGGAAUCGCAGACGUCUGUAUCAGCGUUUGCUAAAGAUAGACAAUCAAAGGAAGACGACUCUGAGGAUCGCGUUACCCUCGCGUCACCGACUCCUAGACACGUUAAACGACGAUCUCGGUCCAGGAGGAACCGAAAUGUAACUGGAAAAGACUCCGGAAACAAACCAUCAACAAACAAAUCAGAUGCUGAACCCUCAGCAAACCCCGAAGAAACUGCAGUAACACCCGAAAGACACGCAGUGGACACCACGAGUUCGUCGUCGACAGAGAAACCGGAAAUCGUAGUAUCGGACGUGAAAACCCGACGGAACAGCGAAGAUAAUCUCCAAUCCCGGAACCUUGCCGAGCAAAUGUCUGGGACAUACGACCCGGUGACUCGCGACGGUGACUGGAAACUAUUGACCGUCGACGACACUACUGAUGCGAUACCGUUGAAUGUCGUGUCGGUCAUCGGUGACUUUUCGAAAUCCCGAUUAUCGUUGGAUAGUAUGCUCGGCAGCACCAGGUGCUCGAACAGUUGUUUCGAUCUGAACGAACGGUUGAAGGGGAUAUUCGGUUCGGUCGACCAGAAACACUACAGGCACCACCGUGUCGUCGAUCGUCCGCGAUCCAAAUCCGAUACUCGCGACCUGAACGAGCUCAAGCAGAUAUUUACUAGCCCCAAUACCGAUGACAAUAAUAAGUACACGUGCCGUUUCGAACGUAGUGCUGGAUCGGUAAAAAACCAUAUCAAUAGGGACUCCACUUCCGGUAGACGUUCUUUUGAUAAUAUUAUUAUCUUAUCCCCUCUUGGAAACACGCAAAUGCAACAGAAAUCAGACGGAACUACUGACAACGAACACGACGAGUCUACUAUCAAAUCACAUUUACAAGCACUAAGCGAUGAGAGUAUACCAUUAGAAUUAGCAAUGAAACCAUUUGUGGCAUUUGAUGAAGGGCAGACUGCAAUAAUUGAAUUAACUUCAACACAAACGAUGAUCACUGCAUUAAUCACUGAUGAUGGUGAUCAAUCACAAACUAAGGCAAUCAAAGAACUAAAAACAUAUAACGAACAAUAUGAACAAAUAUUAAUAGAAUUAGAAACUAAUGAAGAUAAAUAUGAUACAUAUGAUUUAAGUACCAAAAUUAUAAAAUUAAAAGAGAUUAUAACUAGAUAUGAAAUGUAUGAAGAAAUAGAAGAAUUUCAAAUAUUAAUUAUUCGGCUUAGAACUGUCGUCGAAAAACUUGAGAAAUUAGUAAUAAACAAAAAUAAAAUGGCUAUUAAGAAUAAAUUAAAAGAUGCUGAUGAUGCAAUAUGUUAUUACGAAGACUGGUUAUUAACAACUGAAAAUGAUGGCCCAAAAUAUGUGGAUAAAAUUGAAGAAGAUAUUAUUGAAUUAAAAAAUAAACUCCAUCAAUUGAAAACCUAUGAAGAAAAUGUUGAAUAUGAGACACGUAUUUUAAAACUUCAAUAUAUAAUUGAAAAGCUUGAAAUGAUUAAAGAUAACUUCACAAAAUUGAAUCAAAAGGACACAAAAUACAAUGUUGAAAGCACGGUUAUAUCAACUGAAUUAUCUUGCAUGAAUUCACCUAAGGAUUUACAUAAUACUAGUGUAGAAAGCAUGAUGAUUCCAAAAUUAAAUUAUUCAUUAAAUCACCCAAAAAUAGGAACGCAGUCUCGUGAAAAAGAUUAUGUAACCUCCCCGAGUGUAAUAAAAAACACUGAAAGAGAGAAUGAGAUAAGCACAAUAAAUAUGCUAAAAGACAGUGAAGUUUUGAGAAGUCCAAAGUUAGUGAGGAAAAUAAACCAAGCAUUACGAGAUGAGCAUAACAUUAACAAAACUGAAAUAAAUGUUGGUAGCAAAAAAAUUGUAGGCUCUCUAGAACAGACUGAAUUAGACACAAGUAAUCGUUUUGAAAUUGAAAAAAAAAUUGAGAAAAUGAAAUCAAUAGAUGUCAACACACAAUUUCAAUCUGAAAAAACAGACUCACCUGAAAAAAAAGAAGAUAAAAAAUCGAAAGGAUUUCUUCGUUUUAAAAUUCCAAAUGUGUUUAUGAAAAAAUCAAAACAAGGUGAAAUUGAUACUGAAAGUAUAUUAAGCAAUCCACAAGAACAAAGUGUAGAUAUUGAAAAUGAUAAUGUCAAACUAUUAAUGUAUAAAAGGAUGAGUAGUAUAAGUAAUGAGCCCAAUAUUCAACAACAAAACGAAAACCAACUGAAUAACGAAAAAGAUACAACUGAUCAAAAACCAAAAGACUUAUACUAUACAAAAGAAGAGAAUAGUACUGCACUGACAAGUAUCAAUGAUAAAGUGGCACGGAUAAUUGAGCAAAAUAAAUUAAAAUAUCCAUCUGAUAAAACAAUUCAACAAAAUCAAAUAUUAAAAAAUCCUGAUUUGCCAGUUACAACUGAUAUACAAAUUAUAAAGAGUGAUCCCACAGUAAUAAUUAACUCCCGCAGGACAAUCAGACGUAUAAUGAUAAUUGAUGGAAAUGAAAUUAAAGUAGAAGAUAUAAUUGAUGAACCUGUGUCUGGUGAAUCGGUGAAGAGUAUUUUGAGAAAAAUAACUAAAGACGGUAAAGAAGAACUUGAAAAUAUUAACGAUCCUGAAGAAAUUGAAAACAUAUUACGGAUGUCUAGAACAAACGAUAACGUACAGAACACAUGUGUAACAAUCACAAAAACACGUAAAACAAUUCUACGUGGUAUAAUCGUUGAUGGAAAAGAGUCCGUCGUUGAAGAAGAGUUUGACGAAACAGAAAACGAAGGAAUAUCAAUCGAGGAUGUAGAAAAAAUAAAAAAUGACACUAUAGAUAUUGAACCUAUAGAAGAUAGUUUUGAGAUAAUUCCAGAAAUAGACUUUGAAGAAAAUGUUCAACCAAUGUCAUUAAACAGUUUUUUGAAUCGCAACCAAACACAGGAUGGCGGAAAAGAAACUGUUGAAAAUAUGGAUUUAAAUAAAUCGUCUAAAGAAAUUGAAAACUCACCAUCUUUCUUGAGUAAAUUUAUGCGCAAAGGUUUUAAAAUAUCAACAUCCAAAAAUAAUAAAAAAUCUAGUGAUAAUAGUAAUAUUGAAAAUCCAGAGAUGGACAGUAAAAUAAAAUCAGGUUUAAAUCUUUUCCUUGAAAAAGAGAGAGAAAACAAUACAUUGCAACAUUCGUACCAAAAAAAUGAGCCGCCAUAUGAUAUAGACACAAACAUCUCAAAUAUAGAUAAACAAUCUACUAACUAUAAUCUGCCUAUUACCAAGGCCAUUGAUAUUUUACAACCCGUUGAUAAUACAGAAGAAAAAAUCGAAAACGCCAACUCUUCCAGUAAACAAAAUAUUGAAAAAACUGUAAUAGUUACUAAAUCAGACCCCAAGGGAUCUGCUGAUAUCGAAUUCGACAUAAAGGAAACGGUUUCCGUACCGAGCGUUGAUAUCAAAACUCCAUCGAUUCCUAAACUGGAGGGUCACGUCCAAGUCAAAGACACCGAUUUACCAUCGGUCAGUGAAGGUGGAGUCAAAACAACAAAUGUUUCAAUCGAAAAUAUUCCUGAUCUAGACAUCGAUGAACGAAAAGUAAUCCAAGAAUCAGAAUAUGUCGACAAAGUAGAAACAAAUCAAUUGGUAAAUCCAAUUACAAAUUCUCCAUCAUUUUUAAGUAAAUUGCGAAAAGGUUUGAAAAUGAGUUCGUCCAAAAAAAUAAAAGACAAGUUUGAUACCGAAAACUUAGUAUCAGACGAUACAACGAAAUCGUUAUUGAACGAUUUUAUUGAAAAAGAACGGGAGAGCACCGUUGUACAUUAUUUACCAACAACUGAUGAUAAUUCUGGAGUCGACACUCUUGGAUCCGAACAAAGUUCAAAAACACCAAUUAAAGAAGGAAAAUCUAUUGCGCCGCUAAAUAAUGACAAACCUGAUGGUACCGAAAUAUUUAAGCCUAUAACAUCUGAAAUGCUGAUCAAUCAAACGGGUACGGUCUCCACGUGGAAAUCACGAAAGGUCGUUAGACGCAUCAUUAUCAUCGAUGGAAAAGAGAUUGAGGUAGAAGAGAUAAUUGACGAGCCUGAACAUGGUGCACCAGUUAAAAGUAUUUUGAGAAAAACAAUCAGGAACGGUGAGGAAGUAAUUGAGAAUAUUAUCGAUCCCGAAGAAAUUGAUAAGAUCUUACGGUUGUCUGUACUCAACGAUACCGUAAAGAAUACAAGUGAAAGUGUAACAACUACAAGAACGCGUAGAAUCAUUAGGCGAAAAAUUAUUGUCGACGGAAAAGAGUCCGUAGUAGAAGAGGAAAUUGACGAACCCGGUACUGACGAAAUAACAGACGGGGUUAUUCUUAAAUCGUUCAAUGACGGACUAGAUGAAGUAGGUCAGUUAGUAACUCUCGAUAAUGUCCAAAAAUCGUUUUCUGUGCAAACAUCUAACAGUGACGUGGUAAAUGAGCCUAAUUUAAUAACAAAAACUAUUACCAGGAGAGUUAUAAGGCGUGUAAUAAUGGUGGAUGGAAAAGAAAAGGUUGUAGAGGAGGUAGUAGACGGACCAGAAAACCUUGGUUUUACUGAAUCAUUACAGAGUGAAAUUAAAAAAGAUGACAAAGAAAGUUACGACAUGACUACAUACCCCCAUGAUACCGGUACAAACAGGAAUUCUGAAUUUAUAAACGAAACUCAAACCGAUAACAUCAUUACGACAAUAACAACACGAAGAAUAAUACGACGAGUAAUUAUUGUCGACGGUAAAGAGACAUUUGUAGAGGAGGAAGUUAAUGAACCUGAUGCAUGUGAUAUUACGGAUAUGAGUCAGAUACAAAAAGAUAACGGGAAAACAGUUGAAAUAUUUGAAAAGCCAUUAGAGUUUGAUGACAUAGAAAAUGAUAAGACCCAAACGGUAACGACUCGUACAAUUAAAAGGAUACGAAAAAUAAUAAAGCGCAUAAAAAUAGUAGACGGAAAAGAAAAAGUGGUAGAGGAAAUUGUAGAUGAACCAGUAGACGAGCACACAAUAGACGAAUUACACGAAUUGAAAGACUCCAGUGAAUUCCCACCAGACAUCGAUGAACGAAAAGUAAUCCAAGAAUCAGAAUAUGUCGACAAAGUAGAAACAAAUCAAUUGGUAAAUCCAAUUACAAAUUCUCCAUCAUUUUUAAGUAAAUUGCGAAAAGGUUUGAAAAUGAGUUCGUCCAAAAAAAUAAAAGACAAGUUUGAUACCGAAAACUUAGUAUCAGACGAUACAACGAAAUCGUUAUUGAACGAUUUUAUUGAAAAAGAACGGGAGAGCACCGUUGUACAUUAUUUACCAACAACUGAUGAUAAUUCUGGAGUCGACACUCUUGGAUCCGAACAAAGUUCAAAAACACCAAUUAAAGAAGGAAAAUCUAUUGCGCCGCUAAAUAAUGACAAACCUGAUGGUACCGAAAUAUUUAAGCCUAUAACAUCUGAAAUGCUGAUCAAUCAAACGGGUACGGUCUCCACGUGGAAAUCACGAAAGGUCGUUAGACGCAUCAUUAUCAUCGAUGGAAAAGAGAUUGAGGUAGAAGAGAUAAUUGACGAGCCUGAACAUGGUGCACCAGUUAAAAGUAUUUUGAGAAAAACAAUCAGGAACGGUGAGGAAGUAAUUGAGAAUAUUAUCGAUCCCGAAGAAAUUGAUAAGAUCUUACGGUUGUCUGUACUCAACGAUACCGUAAAGAAUGCAAGUGAAAGUGUAACAACUACAAGAACGCGUAGAAUCAUUAGGCGAAAAAUUAUUGUCGACGGAAAAGAGUCCGUAGUAGAAGAGGAAAUUGACGAACCCGGUACUGACGAAAUAACAGACGGGGUUAUUCUUAAAUCGUUCAAUGACGGACUACAUGAAGUAGGUCAGUUAGUAACUCUCGAUAUUGUCCAAAAUUCGUUUUCUGUGAAAACAUCUAACAGCGACGUGGUAAAUGAGCCUAAUUUAAUAACAAAAACUAUUACCAGGAGAGUUAUAAAGCGCAUAACAAUAGUAGACGGAAAAGAAAAAGUGGUAGAGGAAAUUGUAGAUGAACCAGUAGACGAGCACACAAUAGACGAAUUACACGAAUUGAAAGACUCCAGUGAAUUCCCACCAGGUAAAACUGCAGAUUUCAAUAUAAAUAUUGAUAGCAAAAAACUGUCUACAUCGGUAACUUCCGAAAUCGAUAAUAAACAUGAUAUUAAACGAACAGACAUACAGGUACCGGACAUCAAAUUUAAAAAAGAUUCGACCAAUAUUGACUAUGACAUAAAAGAGAAUAUAGCUGUUGGAAAAUCGAUUGCUACACCUAGUGUCGAAAUGGAAAUGCCAAAGAAACCUAAGGUUGAAGGAGAAAUAAAAGUAAAAAAAACAGAUUUACCAUCCAUCAAAAUUCCUGAGGUGAAAGCACGAAAACUUGAUGACAUCGAUGAACGAAAAGUAAUCCAAGAAUCAGAAUAUGUCGACAAAGUAGAAACAAAUCAAUUGGUAAAUCCAAUUACAAAUUCUCCAUCAUUUUUAAGUAAAUUGCGAAAAGGUUUGAAAAUGAGUUCGUCCAAAAAAAUAAAAGACAAGUUUGAUACCGAAAACUUAGUAUCAGACGAUACAACGAAAUCGUUAUUGAACGAUUUUAUUGAAAAAGAACGGGAGAGCACCGUUGUACAUUAUUUACCAACAACUGAUGAUAAUUCUGGAGUCGACACUCUUGGAUCCGAACAAAGUUCAAAAACACCAAUUAAAGAAGGAAAAUCUAUUGCGCCGCUAAAUAAUGACAAACCUGAUGGUACCGAAAUAUUUAAGCCUAUAACAUCUGAAAUGCUGAUCAAUCAAACGGGUACGGUCUCCACGUGGAAAUCACGAAAGGUCGUUAGACGCAUCAUUAUCAUCGAUGGAAAAGAGAUUGAGGUAGAAGAGAUAAUUGACGAGCCUGAACAUGGUGCACCAGUUAAAAGUAUUUUGAGAAAAACAAUCAGGAACGGUGAGGAAGUAAUUGAGAAUAUUAUCGAUCCCGAAGAAAUUGAUAAGAUCUUACGGUUGUCUGUACUCAACGAUACCGUAAAGAAUACAAGUGAAAGUGUAACAACUACAAGAACGCGUAGAAUCAUUAGGCGAAAAAUUAUUGUCGACGGAAAAGAGUCCGUAGUAGAAGAGGAAAUUGACGAACCCGGUACUGACGAAAUAACAGACGGGGUUAUUCUUAAAUCGUUCAAUGACGGACUAGAUGAAGUAGGUCAGUUAGUAACUCUCGAUAAUGUCCAAAAAUCGUUUUCUGUGCAAACAUCUAACAGUGACGUGGUAAAUGAGCCUAAUUUAAUAACAAAAACUAUUACCAGGAGAGUUAUAAGGCGUGUAAUAAUGGUGGAUGGAAAAGAAAAGGUUGUAGAGGAGGUAGUAGACGGACCAGAAAACCUUGGUUUUACUGAAUCAUUACAGAGUGAAAUUAAAAAAGAUGACAAAGAAAGUUACGACAUGACUACAUACCCCCAUGAUACCGGUACAAACAGGAAUUCUGAAUUUAUAAACGAAACUCAAACCGAUAACAUCAUUACGACAAUAACAACACGAAGAAUAAUACGACGAGUAAUUAUUGUCGACGGUAAAGAGACAUUUGUAGAGGAGGAAGUUAAUGAACCUGAUGCAUGUGAUAUUACGGAUAUGAGUCAGAUACAAAAAGAUAACGGGAAAACAGUUGAAAUAUUUGAAAAGCCAUUAGAGUUUGAUGACAUAGAAAAUGAUAAGACCCAAACGGUAACGACUCGUACAAUUAAAAGGAUACGAAAAAUAAUAAAGCGCAUAAAAAUAGUAGACGGAAAAGAAAAAGUGGUAGAGGAAAUUGUAGAUGAACCAGUAGACGAGCACACAAUAGACGAAUUACACGAAUUGAAAGACUCCAGUGAAUUCCCACCAGACAUCGAUGAACGAAAAGUAAUCCAAGAAUCAGAAUAUGUCGACAAAGUAGAAACAAAUCAAUUGGUAAAUCCAAUUACAAAUUCUCCAUCAUUUUUAAGUAAAUUGCGAAAAGGUUUGAAAAUGAGUUCGUCCAAAAAAAUAAAAGACAAGUUUGAUACCGAAAACUUAGUAUCAGACGAUACAACGAAAUCGUUAUUGAACGAUUUUAUUGAAAAAGAACGGGAGAGCACCGUUGUACAUUAUUUACCAACAACUGAUGAUAAUUCUGGAGUCGACACUCUUGGAUCCGAACAAAGUUCAAAAACACCAAUUAAAGAAGGAAAAUCUAUUGCGCCGCUAAAUAAUGACAAACCUGAUGGUACCGAAAUAUUUAAGCCUAUAACAUCUGAAAUGCUGAUCAAUCAAACGGGUACGGUCUCCACGUGGAAAUCACGAAAGGUCGUUAGACGCAUCAUUAUCAUCGAUGGAAAAGAGAUUGAGGUAGAAGAGAUAAUUGACGAGCCUGAACAUGGUGCACCAGUUAAAAGUAUUUUGAGAAAAACAAUCAGGAACGGUGAGGAAGUAAUUGAGAAUAUUAUCGAUCCCGAAGAAAUUGAUAAGAUCUUACGGUUGUCUGUACUCAACGAUACCGUAAAGAAUACAAGUGAAAGUGUAACAACUACAAGAACGCGUAGAAUCAUUAGGCGAAAAAUUAUUGUCGACGGAAAAGAGUCCGUAGUAGAAGAGGAAAUUGACGAACCCGGUACUGACGAAAUAACAGACGGGGUUAUUCUUAAAUCGUUCAAUGACGGACUAGAUGAAGUAGGUCAGUUAGUAACUCUCGAUAAUGUCCAAAAAUCGUUUUCUGUGCAAACAUCUAACAGUGACGUGGUAAAUGAGCCUAAUUUAAUAACAAAAACUAUUACCAGGAGAGUUAUAAGGCGUGUAAUAAUGGUGGAUGGAAAAGAAAAGGUUGUAGAGGAGGUAGUAGACGGACCAGAAAACCUUGGUUUUACUGAAUCAUUACAGAGUGAAAUUAAAAAAGAUGACAAAGAAAGUUACGACAUGACUACAUACCCCCAUGAUACCGGUACAAACAGGAAUUCUGAAUUUAUAAACGAAACUCAAACCGAUAACAUCAUUACGACAAUAACAACACGAAGAAUAAUACGACGAGUAAUUAUUGUCGACGGUAAAGAGACAUUUGUAGAGGAGGAAGUUAAUGAACCUGAUGCAUGUGAUAUUACGGAUAUGAGUCAGAUACAAAAAGAUAACGGGAAAACAGUUGAAAUAUUUGAAAAGCCAUUAGAGUUUGAUGACAUAGAAAAUGAUAAGACCCAAACGGUAACGACUCGUACAAUUAAAAGGAUACGAAAAAUAAUAAAGCGCAUAAAAAUAGUAGACGGAAAAGAAAAAGUGGUAGAGGAAAUUGUAGAUGAACCAGUAGACGAGCACACAAUAGACGAAUUACACGAAUUGAAAGACUCCAGUGAAUUCCCACCAGACAUCGAUGAACGAAAAGUAAUCCAAGAAUCAGAAUAUGUCGACAAAGUAGAAACAAAUCAAUUGGUAAAUCCAAUUACAAAUUCUCCAUCAUUUUUAAGUAAAUUGCGAAAAGGUUUGAAAAUGAGUUCGUCCAAAAAAAUAAAAGACAAGUUUGAUACCGAAAACUUAGUAUCAGACGAUACAACGAAAUCGUUAUUGAACGAUUUUAUUGAAAAAGAACGGGAGAGCACCGUUGUACAUUAUUUACCAACAACUGAUGAUAAUUCUGGAGUCGACACUCUUGGAUCCGAACAAAGUUCAAAAACACCAAUUAAAGAAGGAAAAUCUAUUGCGCCGCUAAAUAAUGACAAACCUGAUGGUACCGAAAUAUUUAAGCCUAUAACAUCUGAAAUGCUGAUCAAUCAAACGGGUACGGUCUCCACGUGGAAAUCACGAAAGGUCGUUAGACGCAUCAUUAUCAUCGAUGGAAAAGAGAUUGAGGUAGAAGAGAUAAUUGACGAGCCUGAACAUGGUGCACCAGUUAAAAGUAUUUUGAGAAAAACAAUCAGGAACGGUGAGGAAGUAAUUGAGAAUAUUAUCGAUCCCGAAGAAAUUGAUAAGAUCUUACGGUUGUCUGUACUCAACGAUACCGUAAAGAAUACAAGUGAAAGUGUAACAACUACAAGAACGCGUAGAAUCAUUAGGCGAAAAAUUAUUGUCGACGGAAAAGAGUCCGUAGUAGAAGAGGAAAUUGACGAACCCGGUACUGACGAAAUAACAGACGGGGUUAUUCUUAAAUCGUUCAAUGACGGACUAGAUGAAGUAGGUCAGUUAGUAACUCUCGAUAAUGUCCAAAAAUCGUUUUCUGUGCAAACAUCUAACAGUGACGUGGUAAAUGAGCCUAAUUUAAUAACAAAAACUAUUACCAGGAGAGUUAUAAGGCGUGUAAUAAUGGUGGAUGGAAAAGAAAAGGUUGUAGAGGAGGUAGUAGACGGACCAGAAAACCUUGGUUUUACUGAAUCAUUACAGAGUGAAAUUAAAAAAGAUGACAAAGAAAGUUACGACAUGACUACAUACCCCCAUGAUACCGGUACAAACAGGAAUUCUGAAUUUAUAAACGAAACUCAAACCGAUAACAUCAUUACGACAAUAACAACACGAAGAAUAAUACGACGAGUAAUUAUUGUCGACGGUAAAGAGACAUUUGUAGAGGAGGAAGUUAAUGAACCUGAUGCAUGUGAUAUUACGGAUAUGAGUCAGAUACAAAAAGAUAACGGGAAAACAGUUGAAAUAUUUGAAAAGCCAUUAGAGUUUGAUGACAUAGAAAAUGAUAAGACCCAAACGGUAACGACUCGUACAAUUAAAAGGAUACGAAAAAUAAUAAAGCGCAUAAAAAUAGUAGACGGAAAAGAAAAAGUGGUAGAGGAAAUUGUAGAUGAACCAGUAGACGAGCACACAAUAGACGAAUUACACGAAUUGAAAGACUCCAGUGAAUUCCCACCAGGUAAAACUGCAGAUUUCAAUAUAAAUAUCGAUAGCAAAAAACUGUCUACAUCGGUAACUUCCGAAAUCGAUAAUAAACAUGAUAUUAAACGAACAGACAUACAGGUACCGGACAUCAAAUUUAAAAAAGAUUCGACCAAUAUUGACUAUGACAUAAAAGAGAAUAUAGCUGUUGGAAAAUCGAUUGCUACACCUAGUGUCGAAAUGGAAAUGCCAAAGAAACCUAAGGUUGAAGGAGAAAUAAAAGUAAAAAAAACAGAUUUACCAUCCAUCAAAAUUCCUGAGGUGAAAGCACGAAAACUUGAUGACAUCGAUGAACGAAAAGUAAUCCAAGAAUCAGAAUAUGUCGACAAAGUAGAAACAAAUCAAUUGGUAAAUCCAAUUACAAAUUCUCCAUCAUUUUUAAGUAAAUUGCGAAAAGGUUUGAAAAUGAGUUCGUCCAAAAAAAUAAAAGACAAGUUUGAUACCGAAAACUUAGUAUCAGACGAUACAACGAAAUCGUUAUUGAACGAUUUUAUUGAAAAAGAACGGGAGAGCACCGUUGUACAUUAUUUACCAACAACUGAUGAUAAUUCUGGAGUCGACACUCUUGGAUCCGAACAAAGUUCAAAAACACCAAUUAAAGAAGGAAAAUCUAUUGCGCCGCUAAAUAAUGACAAACCUGAUGGUACCGAAAUAUUUAAGCCUAUAACAUCUGAAAUGCUGAUCAAUCAAACGGGUACGGUCUCCACGUGGAAAUCACGAAAGGUCGUUAGACGCAUCAUUAUCAUCGAUGGAAAAGAGAUUGAGGUAGAAGAGAUAAUUGACGAGCCUGAACAUGGUGCACCAGUUAAAAGUAUUUUGAGAAAAACAAUCAGGAACGGUGAGGAAGUAAUUGAGAAUAUUAUCGAUCCCGAAGAAAUUGAUAAGAUCUUACGGUUGUCUGUACUCAACGAUACCGUAAAGAAUACAAGUGAAAGUGUAACAACUACAAGAACGCGUAGAAUCAUUAGGCGAAAAAUUAUUGUCGACGGAAAAGAGUCCGUAGUAGAAGAGGAAAUUGACGAACCCGGUACUGACGAAAUAACAGACGGGGUUAUUCUUAAAUCGUUCAAUGACGGACUAGAUGAAGUAGGUCAGUUAGUAACUCUCGAUAAUGUCCAAAAAUCGUUUUCUGUGCAAACAUCUAACAGUGACGUGGUAAAUGAGCCUAAUUUAAUAACAAAAACUAUUACCAGGAGAGUUAUAAGGCGUGUAAUAAUGGUGGAUGGAAAAGAAAAGGUUGUAGAGGAGGUAGUAGACGGACCAGAAAACCUUGGUUUUACUGAAUCAUUACAGAGUGAAAUUAAAAAAGAUGACAAAGAAAGUUACGACAUGACUACAUACCCCCAUGAUACCGGUACAAACAGGAAUUCUGAAUUUAUAAACGAAACUCAAACCGAUAACAUCAUUACGACAAUAACAACACGAAGAAUAAUACGACGAGUAAUUAUUGUCGACGGUAAAGAGACAUUUGUAGAGGAGGAAGUUAAUGAACCUGAUGCAUGUGAUAUUACGGAUAUGAGUCAGAUACAAAAAGAUAACGGGAAAACAGUUGAAAUAUUUGAAAAGCCAUUAGAGUUUGAUGACAUAGAAAAUGAUAAGACCCAAACGGUAACGACUCGUACAAUUAAAAGGAUACGAAAAAUAAUAAAGCGCAUAAAAAUAGUAGACGGAAAAGAAAAAGUGGUAGAGGAAAUUGUAGAUGAACCAGUAGACGAGCACACAAUAGACGAAUUACACGAAUUGAAAGACUCCAGUGAAUUCCCACCAGGUAAAACUGCAGAUUUCAAUAUAAAUAUCGAUAGCAAAAAACUGUCUACAUCGGUAACUUCCGAAAUCGAUAAUAAACAUGAUAUUAAACGAACAGACAUACAGGUACCGGACAUCAAAUUUAAAAAAGAUUCGACCAAUAUUGACUAUGACAUAAAAGAGAAUAUAGCUGUUGGAAAAUCGAUUGCUACACCUAGUGUCGAAAUGGAAAUGCCAAAGAAACCUAAGGUUGAAGGAGAAAUAAAAGUAAAAAAAACAGAUUUACCAUCCAUCAAAAUUCCUGAGGUGAAAGCACGAAAACUUGAUGGUGAAAAAGCUAAGUCGGGAAUUAAAAAACCAGAAAUUCCUAAACUUGGCAUAACAACAGACAUCAAAACUCCAGAAUCAAAGAUUAAAAAAGGAAAAGCACCCAAGGGAUCUGCUGAUAUUGAAUUCGACAUAAAGGAAACGGUUUCCGUACCGAGCGUUGAUAUCAAAACUCCAUCGAUUCCUAAACUGGAGGGUCACGUCCAAGUCAAAGACACCGAUUUACCAUCUGUAAGUGUACCUGAGGUUAAAACACCUAAGCUUGAUGUUAAAAUUCCAAAAACUGAUGUCAAGACAACAAAAUUCGAUUUGUCAGAUAUUAAAAUACCAGGAUUUAAAAGUAAAAAAGAUAAAAAAUCAAAACAAACUCCGGAUUUCGAAGGCAAAGUCAAAGAUACGAUUUCUGUUGACAUUCCAUCUGUAUCUAUACCUAGUGUUGAUAUCGAAAUGCCAUCGAAACCUAAAGUUGAAGUAGAAAUAAAAGGCAAGGACAUAGAUUUACCAGCAAUCAAUGUUCCGGAGUUGAAAACUCCAAAACUUGAUGUAGAAAAAACUAACACAGGAAUUGCAACACCGGAAAUUAGUAAAUUUAGCAAAACAAUAGACAUCAAAACUCCAGAAUUAAAGAUUAAAAAAGGAAAGUCACCCAAGGGAUCUGCUGAUAUUGAAUUCGACAUACAGGAAACGGUUUCCGUACCGAGCGUUGAUAUCAAAACUCCAUCGAUUCCUAAACUGGAGGGUCACGUCCAAGUCAAAGACACCGAUUUACCAUCUGUAAGUGUACCUGAGGUUAAAACACCUAAGCUCGAUGUUAAAAUUCCAAAAACUGAUGUCAAGACAACAAAAUUCGAUUUGUCAGAUAUUAAAAUACCAGGAUUUAAAAGUAAAAAAGAUAAAAAAUCAAAACAAACUCCGGAUUUCGAAGGCAAAGUCAAAGAUACGAUUUCUGUUGACAUUCCAUCUGUAUCUAUACCUAGUGUUGAUAUCGAAACGCCAUCGAAACCUAAAGUUGAAGUAGAAAUAAAAGGCAAGGACAUAGAUUUACCAGCAAUCAAUGUUCCGGAGUUGAAAACUCCAAAACUUGAUGUAGAAAAAACUAACGCAGGAAUUGCAACACCGGAAAUUAGUAAAUUUAGCAAAACAAUAGACAUCAAAACUCCAGAAUUAAAGAUUAAAAAAGGAAAAGCACCCAAGGGAUCUGCUGAUAUCGAAUUCGACAUAAAGGAAACGGUUUCCGUACCGAGCGUUGAUAUCAAAACUCCAUCGAUUCCUAAACUGGAGGGUCACGUCCAAGUCAAAGACACCGAUUUACCAUCGGUCACUGUCACAGACUUGAAAGCACCAAAACUUGAUGUUGAAAAACUUAACACAGGAAUUUCAACACCAGAAAUUCCUAAAUUUGGCAUAACAACAGACAUGAAAACUCCCGAGCUAAAGAUUAAAAAAGGAAAAGCACCCAAGGGGUCUGCUGACAUCGAAUUCGACCUUAAGGAAACGGUUUCCGUACCGACUGUUGAUAUCAAAAUUCCAUCAAUUCCCAAACUGGAGGGUCAAAUCCAAGUCAAAGACACUGAUUUACCAUCUAUCACUGUACCAGACUUUAAAGCACCGAAACUUGAUGUUGAAAAAACUCCCGCAGUAAUUUCAACACCAGAAAUUCCUAAAUUUGGCAAAACAACAGACAUCAAAAUUCCCGAGCUAAAGAUUAAAAAAGGAAAAGCACCCAAGGGAUCGGCUGAUAUCGAAUUCGACAUAAAGGAAACGGUUUCCGUACCGAGCGUUGAUAUCAAAACUCCAUCGAUUCCUAAACUGGAGGGUCACGUCCAAGUCAAAGACACCGAUUUACCAUCUGUAAUUGUACCUGAGGUUAAAACACCUAAGCUUGAUGUUAAAAUUCCAAAAACUGAUGACAAGACAACAAAAUUCGAUUUGUCAGAUAUUAAAAUACCCGGAUUUAAAAGUAAAAAAGAUAAAAAAUCAAAACAAACUCCGGAUUUCGAUGUCAAAGUCGAAGAUAAGAUUUCUGUUGACAUUCCAUCUGUAUCCAUACCAAGUGUUGAUAUCGAAAUGCCAUCGAAACCUAAAAGUGAAGUAGAAAUAAAAGGCAAGGACAUAGAUUUACCAUCCAUCAAAAUUCCUGAGGUGAAAGCACGAAAACUUGAUGGUGAAAAAGCUAAGUCGGGAAUUAAAAAACCAGAAAUUCCUAAACUUGGCAUAACAACAGACAUCAAAACUCCAGGAUUAAAGAUUAAAAAAGGAAAAUCACCCAAGGGAUCUGCUGACAUCGAAUUCGACAUAAAAGAAACGGUUACCGUACCGAGUGUUGAUAUCAAAACUCCAUCGAUUCCUAAACUGGAGGGUCACGUCCAAGUCAAAGACACCGAUAUACCAUCUGUAAGUGUACCUGAGGUUAAAACACCAAAGCUUGAUGUUGAAAAACCUACCGCAGUAAUUUCAACACCAGAAAUUCCUAAAUUUGGCAUAACAACAGACAUGAAAACUCCCGAGCUAAAGAUUAAAAAAGGAAAAGCACCCAAGGGGUCUGCUGACAUUGAAUUCGACAUAAAGGAAACGGUUUCCGUACCGACUGUUGAUAUCAAAAUUCCAUCAAUUCCCAAACUGGAGGGUCAUAUCCAAGUCAAAGACACUGAUUUACGAUCUGUCACUGUACCAGCCUUGAAAGCACUGAAACUUGAUGUUGAAAAACCUAACGCAGGAAUUUCAACACCAGAAAUUCCUAAAUUUGGCAUAACAACAGACAUCAAAACUCCAGAAUUAAAGUUUAAAAAAGGAAAAGCACCCCAAGGAUCUGCUGACUUCGAAUUCGACAUAAAGGAAACGGUUUCCGUACCGACUGUUGAUUUCAAAACUCCAUCGAUUCCAAAAUUAGAGGGUCACGUCCAAGUCAAAGACACCGAUUUACCAUCUGUAAGUGUACCUGAGGUUAAAACACCUAAGCUUGAUGUUAAAAUUCCAAAAACUGAUGUCAAGACAACAAAGUUCGAUUUGUCAGAUAUUAAAAUUCCAGGAUUUAAAAGUACAAAAGAUAAAAAAUCAAUACAAACUCCGGAUUUCGAUAUCAAAGUCGAAGAUAAGAAUUCUGUUGACAUUCCGUCAGUCUCUGUACCAACUGACCCAUUUGACCCAAAAACAUCGUCAAUACCAUUUAUUGAAGCAGUUCUACAAAUCAAAGAGAACGAAUUACUUAACGCCGAUGAACAAGGCAUGAAGUUAUCAUCAAACAAUGUAAAAGUUCCAGCAGCAGAGCUUAAUAAGAAAAAUGUAUCUGACAUGGAAAUUAAAACACCAGAAAUUCCAAAAUUAGGCGUUACAUCAGACAUCAAAACUCCCGUGUUAAAGAUUAAAAAAGCAAAAUCACCCGAGAAAUCUCCUGAUGUAAAAUUCAACAGCAACAAAAAGGUUUCCGUUGAAAUUCCGUCGGAUCCCAUAUCUAUUGAAACCUUAGAAUCAAACGAUUCAAAGAAAUCGUUAUUGAACGAUUUUAUUGAAAAAGAACGGGAGAGCACCGUUGUACAUUAUUUACCAACAACUGAUGAUAAUUCUGGAAUCGACACUCUUGGAUCCGAACAGAGUUCAAAAACACCAAUUAAAGAAGGAAAAUCUAUUGCGCCGCUAAAUAAUGACAAACCUGAUGGUACCGAAAUAUUUAAGCCUAUAACAUCUGAAAUGCUGAUCAAUCAAACGGGUACGGUCUCCACGUGGAAAUCACGAAAGGUCGUUAGACGCAUCAUUAUCAUCGAUGGAAAAGAGAUUGAGGUAGAAGAGAUAAUUGACGAGCCUGAACAUGGUGCACCAGUUAAAAGUAUUUUGAGAAAAACAAUCAGGAACGGUGAGGAAGUAAUUGAGAAUAUUAUCGAUCCCGAAGAAAUUGAUAAGAUCUUACGGUUGUCUGUACUCAACGAUACCGUAAAGAAUACAAGUGAAAGUGUAACAACUACAAGAACGCGUAGAAUCAUUAGGCGAAAAAUUAUUGUCGACGGAAAAGAGUCCGUAGUAGAAGAGGAAAUUGACGAACCCGGUACUGACGAAAUAACAGACGGGGUUAUUCUUAAAUCGUUCAAUGACGGACUAGAUGAAGUAGGUCAGUUAGUAACUCUCGAUAAUGUCCAAAAAUCGUUUUCUAUGCAAACAUCUAACAGCGACGUGGUAAAUGAGCCUAAUUUAAUAACAAAAACUAUUACCAGGAGAGUUAUAAGGCGUGUAAUAAUGGUGGAUGGAAAAGAAAAGGUUGUAGAGGAGGUAGUAGACGGACCAGAAAACCUUGGUUUUACUGAAUCAUUACAGAGUGAAAUUAAAAAAGAUGACAAAGAAAGUUACGACAUGACUACAUACCCCCAUGAUACCAGUACAAACAGGAAUUCUGAAUUUAUAAACGAAACUCAAACCGAUAACAUCAUUACGACAAUAACAACACGAAGAAUAAUACGACGAGUAAUUAUUGUCGACGGUAAAGAGACAUUUGUAGAGGAGGAAGUUAAUGAACCUGAUGCAUGUGAUAUUACGGAUAUGAGUCAGAUACAAAAAGAUAACGGGAAAACAGUUGAAAUAUUUGAAAAGCCAUUAGAGUUUGAUGACAUAGAAAAUGAUAAGACCCAAACGGUAACGACUCGUACAAUUAAAAGGAUACGAAAAAUAAUAAAGCGCAUAAAAAUAGUAGACGGAAAAGAAAAAGUGGUAGAGGAAAUUGUAGAUGAACCAGUAGACGAGCACACAAUAGACGAAUUACACGAAUUGAAAGACUCCAGUGAAUUCCCACCAGGUAAAACUGCAGAUUUCAAUAUAAAUAUCGAUAGCAAAAAACUGUCUACAUCGGUAACUUCCGAAAUCGAUAAUAAACAUGAUAUUAAACGAACAGACAUACAGGUACCGGACAUCAAAUUUAAAAAAGAUUCGACCAAUAUUGACUAUGACAUAAAAGAGAAUAUAGCUGUUGGAAAAUCGAUUGCAACACCUAGUGUCGAAAUGGAAAUGCCAAAGAUACCUAAGGUUGAAGGAGAAAUAAAAGUCAAAAAAACAGAUUUACCAUCCAUCAAAAUUCCUGAGGUGAAAGCACGAAAACUUGAUGGUGAAAAAGCUAAGUCAGGAAUUAAAAAACCAGAAAUUCCUAAACUUGGAAUAACAACAGACAUCAAAACUCCAGAAUCAAAGAUUAAAAAAGGAAAGUCACCCAAGGGAUCUGCUGAUAUCGAAUUCGACAUAAAGGAAACGGUUUCCGUACCGAGCGUUGAUAUCAAAACUCCAUCGAUUCCUAAACUGGAGAGUCACGUCCAAGUCAAAGACACCGAUUUACCAUCUGUAAGUGUACCUGAGGUCAAAACACCUAAGCUUGAUGUUAAAAUUCCAAAAACUGAUGUCAAGACAACAAAAUUCGAUUUGUCAGAUAUUAAAAUACCAGGAUUUAAAAGUAAAAAAGAUAAAAAAUCAAAACAAACUCCGGAUUUCGAAGGCAAAGUCAAUGAUACGAUUUCUGUUGACAUUCCAUCUGUAUCUAUACCUAGUGUUGAUAUCGAAAUGCCAUCGAAACCUAAAGUUGAAGUAGAAAUAAAAGGCAAGGACAUAGAUUUACCAGCAAUCAAUGUUCCGGAGUUGAAAACUCCAAAACUUGAUGUAGAAAAAACUAACGCAGGAAUUGCAACACCGGAAAUUAGUAAAUUUAGCAAAACAAUAGACAUCAAAACUCCAGAAUUAAAGAUUAAAAAAGGAAAAGCACCCAAGGGAUCUGCUGAUAUCGAAUUCGACAUAAAAGAAACGGUUUCCGUACCGAGCGUUGAUAUCAAAACUCCAUCAAUUCCUAAACUGGAGGGUCAUGUCCGAGUCAAACACACUGAUUUACCAUCUGUCACUGUCCCAGACUUGAAAGCACCAAAACUUGAUGUUGAAAAACUUAACACAGGAAUUUCAACACCAGAAAUUCCUAAAUUUGGCAUAACAACAGACAUGAAAACUCCCGAGCUAAAGAUUAAAAAAGGAAAAGCACCCAAGGGGUCUGCUGACAUCGAAUUCGACCUUAAGGAAACGGUUUCCGUACCGAGCGUUGAUAUCAAAACUCCAUCGAUUCCUAAACUGGAGGGUCACGUCCAAGUCAAACACACUGAUUUACCAUCUGUCACUGUCCCAGACUUGAAAGCACCAAAACUUGAUGUUGAAAAACUUAACACAGGAAUUUCAACACCAGAAAUUCCUAAAUUUGGCAUAACAACAGACAUGAAAACUCCCGAGCUAAAGAUUAAAAAAGGAAAAGCACCCAAGGGGUCUGCUGACAUCGAAUUCGACCUUAAGGAAACGGUUUCCGUGCCGACUGUUGAUAUCAAAAUUCCAUCAAUUCCCAAACUGGAGGGUCAAAUCCAAGUCAAAGACACUGAUUCACCAUCUAUCACUGUACCAGACUUUAAAGCACCAAAACUUGAUGUAGAAAAAACUAACGCAGGAAUUGCAACACCGGAAAUAAGUAAAUUUAGCAAAACAAUAGACAUCAAAACUCCAGAAUUAAAGAUUAAAAAAGGAAAAGCACCAAAGGGAUCUGCUGAUAUCGAAUUCGACAUAAAAGAAACGGUUUCCGUACCGAGCGUUGAUAUCAAAACUCCAUCGAUUCCUGAACUGGAGGGUCACGUCCAAGUCAAAGACACCGAUUUACCAUCUGUAAGUGUACCUGAGGUCAAAACACCUAAGCUUGAUGUUAAAAUUCCAAAAACUGAUGUCAAGACAACAAAAUUCGAUUUGUCAGAUAUUAAAAUACCAGGAUUUAAAAGUAAAAAAGAUAAAAAAUCAAAACAAACUCCGGAUUUCGAAGGCAAAGUCAAUGAUACGAUUUCUGUUGACAUUCCAUCUGUAUCUAUACCUAGUGUUGAUAUCGAAAUGCCAUCGAAACCUAAAGUUGAAGUAGAAAUAAAAGGCAAGGACAUAGAUUUACCAGCAAUCAAUGUUCCGGAGUUGAAAACUCCAAAACUUGAUGUAGAAAAAACUAACGCAGGAAUUGCAACACCGGAAAUUAGUAAAUUUAGCAAAACAAUAGACAUCAAAACUCCAGAAUUAAAGAUUAAAAAAGGAAAAGCACCCAAGGGAUCUGCUGAUAUCGAAUUCGACAUAAAAGAAACGGUUUCCGUACCGAGCGUUGAUAUCAAAACUCCAUCAAUUCCUAAACUGGAGGGUCACGUCCAAGUCAAAGACACUGAUUUACCAUCUGUCACUGUCCCAGACUUGAAAGCACCAAAACUUGAUGUUGAAAAACUUAACACAGGAAUUUCAACACCAGAAAUUCCUAAAUUUGGCAUAACAACAGACAUGAAAACUCCCGAGCUAAAGAUUAAAAAAGGAAAAGCACCCAAGGGGUCUGCUGACAUCGAAUUCGACCUUAAGGAAACGGUUUCCGUGCCGACUGUUGAUAUCAAAAUUCCAUCAAUUCCCAAACUAGAGGGUCAAAUCCAAGUCAAAGACACUGAUUUACCAUCUAUCACUGUACCAGACUUUAAAGCACCAAAACUUGAUGUAGAAAAAACUAACGCAGGAAUUGCAACACCGGAAAUUAGUAAAUUUAGCAAAACAAUAGACAUCAAAACUCCAGAAUUAAAGGUUAAAAAAGGAAAAGCACCCAAGGGAUCUGCUGAUAUCGAAUUCGACAUAAAGGAAACGGUUUCCGUACCGAGCGUUGAUAUCAAAACUCCAUCGAUUCCUAAACUGGAGGGUCACGUCCAAGUCAAAGACACCGAUUUACCAUCUGUAAGUGUACCUGAGGUUAAAACACCUAAGCUUGACGUUAAAAUUCCAAAAACUGAUGUCAAGACAACAAAAUUCGAUUUGUCAGAUAUUAAAAUACCAGGAUUUAAAAGUAAAAAAGAUAAAAAAUCAAAACAAACUCCGGAUUUCGAUGUCAAAGUCGAAGAAAAGAUUUCUGUUGACAUUCCAUCUGUAUCUACACCUAGUGUUGAUAUCGAAAUGCCAUCGAAGCCUAAAGUUGAAGUAGAAAUAAAAGGCAAGGACAUAGAUUUACCAGCAAUCAAUGUUCCGGAGUUGAAAACUCCAAAACUUGAUGUAGAAAAAACUAACGCAGGGAUUGCAACACCGGAAAUUAGUAAAUUUAGCAAAACAAUAGACAUCAAAACUCCAGAAUUAAAGAUUAAAAAAGGAAAAGCACCAAAGGGAUCUGCUGAUAUCGAAUUCGACAUAAAAGAAACGGUUUCCGUACCGAGCGUUGAUAUCAAAACUCCAUCGAUUGCUAAACUGGAGGGUCACGUCCAAGUCAAAGACACCGAUUUACCAUCUGUAAGUGUACCUGAGGUUAAAACACCUAAGCUUGAUGUUAAAAUUCCAAAAACUGAUGUCAAGACAACAAAAUUCGAUUUGUCAGAUAUUAAAAUACCAGGAUUUAAAAGUAAAAAAGAUAAAAAAUCAAAACAAACUCCGGAUUUCGAUGUCAAAGUCGAAGAUAAGAUUUCUGUUGACAUUCCAGCUGUAUCUAUACCUAGUGUUGAUAUCGAAAUGUCAUCGAAACCUAAAGUUGAAGUAGAUAUAAAAGUCAAGGACAUAGAUUUACCAGCAAUCAAUGUUCCGGAGUUGAAAACUCCAAAACUUGAUGUAGAAAAAACUAACGCAGGAAUUGCAACACCGGAAAUUAGUAAAUUUAGCAAAACAAUAGACAUCAAAACUCCAGAAUUAAAGAUUAAAAAAGGAAAAGCACCCAAGGGAUCUGCUGAUAUCGAAUUCGACAUAAAAGAAACGGUUUCCGUACCGAGCGUUGAUAUCAAAACUCCAUCAAUUCCUAAACUGGAGGGUCACGUCCAAGUCAAACACACUGAUUUACCAUCUGUCACAGUCCCAGACUUGAAAGCACCAAAACUUGAUGUUGAAAAACUUAACACAGGAAUUUCAACACCAGAAAUUCCUAAAUUUGGCAUAACAACAGACAUGAAAACUCCCGAGCUAAAGAUUAAAAAAGGAAAAGCACCCAAGGGGUCUGCUGACAUCGAAUUCGACCUUAAGGAAACGGUUUCCGUACCGAGCGUUGAUAUCAAAACUCCAUCGAUUCCUAAACUGGAGGGUCACGUCCAAGUCAAAGACACCGAUUUACCAUCUGUAAGUGUACCUGAGGUUAAAACACCUAAGCUUGACGUUAAAAUUCCAAAAACUGAUGUCAAGACAACAAAAUUCGAUUUGUCAGAUAUUAAAAUACCAGGAUUUAAAAGUAAAAAAGAUAAAAAAUCAAAACAAACUCCGGAUUUCGAUGUCAAAGUCGAAGAAAAGAUUUCUGUUGACAUUCCAUCUGUAUCUACACCUAGUGUUGAUAUCGAAAUGCCAUCGAAGCCUAAAGUUGAAGUAGAAAUAAAAGGCAAGGACAUAGAUUUACCAGCAAUCAAUGUUCCGGAGUUGAAAACUCCAAAACUUGAUGUAGAAAAAACUAACGCAGGGAUUGCAACACCGGAAAUUAGUAAAUUUAGCAAAACAAUAGACAUCAAAACUCCAGAAUUAAAGAUUAAAAAAGGAAAAGCACCCAAGGGAUCUGCUGAUAUCGAAUUCGACAUAAAAGAAACGGUUUCCGUACCGAGCGUUGAUAUCAAAACUCCAUCAAUUCCUAAACUGGAGGGUCACGUCCAAGUCAAAGACACCGAUAUACCAUCUGUAAGUGUACCUGAGGUUAAAACACCAAAGCUUGAUGUUGAAAAACCUACCGCAGUAAUUUCAACACAAGAAAUUCCUAAAUUUGGCAUAACAACAGACAUGAAAACUCCCGAGCUAAAGAUUAAAAAAGGAAAAGCACCCAAGGGGUCUGCUGACAUUGAAUUCGACAUAAAGGAAACGGUUUCCGUACCGACUGUUGAUAUCAAAAUUCCAUCAAUUCCCAAACUGGAGGGUCAUAUCCAAGUCAAAGACACUGAUUUACGAUCUGUCACUGUACCAGACUUGAAAGCACUGAAACUUGAUGUUGAAAAACCUAACGCAGGAAUUUCAACACCAGAAAUUCCUAAAUUUGGCAUAACAACAGACUUCAAAACUCUAGAAUUAAAGUUUAAAAAAGGAAAAGCACCCAAAGGAUCUGCUGACAUCGAAUUCGACAUAAAGGAAACGGUUUCCGUACCGACUGUUGAUUUCAAAACUCCAUCGAUUCCAAAAUUAGAGGGUCACGUCCAAGUCAAAGACACCGAUUUACCAUCUGUAAGUGUACCUGAGGUUAAAACACCUAAGCUUGAUGUUAAAAUUCCAAAAACUGAUGUCAAGACAACAAAGUUCGAUUUGUCAGAUAUUAAAAUUCCAGGAUUUAAAAGUAGAAAAGAUAAAAAAUCAAUACAAACUCCGGAUUUCGAUAUCAAAGUCGAAGAUAAGAAUUCUGUUGACAUUCCGUCAGUCUCUGUACCAACUGACCCAUUUGACCCAAAAACAUCGUCAAUACCAUUUAUUGAAGCAGUUCUACAAAUCAAGGAGAACGAAUUACUUAACGCCGAUGAACAAGGCAUGAAGUUAUCAUCAAACAAUGUAAAAGUUCCAGCAGCAGAGCUUAAUAAGAAAAAUGUAUCUGACAUGGAAAUUAAAACACCAGAAAUUCCAAAAUUAGGCGUUACAUCAGACAUCAAAACUCCCGUGUUAAAGAUUAAAAAAGCAAAAUCACCCGAGAAAUCUCCUGAUGUAAAAUUCAACAGCAACAAAAAGGUUUCCGUUGAAAUUCCGUCGGAUCCCAUAUCUAUUGAAACCUUAGAAUCAAACGAUUCAAAGAAAUCGUUAUUGAACGAUUUUAUUGAAAAAGAACGGGAGAGCACCGUUGUACAUUAUUUACCAACAACUGAUGAUAAUUCUGGAAUCGACACUCUUGGAUCCGAACAGAGUUCAAAAACACCAAUUAAAGAAGGAAAAUCUAUUGCGCCGCUAAAUAAUGACAAACCUGAUGGUACCGAAAUAUUUAAGCCUAUAACAUCUGAAAUGCUGAUCAAUCAAACGGGUACGGUCUCCACGUGGAAAUCACGAAAGGUCGUUAGACGCAUCAUUAUCAUCGAUGGAAAAGAGAUUGAGGUAGAAGAGAUAAUUGACGAGCCUGAACAUGGUGCACCAGUUAAAAGUAUUUUGAGAAAAACAAUCAGGAACGGUGAGGAAGUAAUUGAGAAUAUUAUCGAUCCCGAAGAAAUUGAUAAGAUCUUACGGUUGUCUGUACUCAACGAUACCGUAAAGAAUACAAGUGAAAGUGUAACAACUACAAGAACGCGUAGAAUCAUUAGGCGAAAAAUUAUUGUCGACGGAAAAGAGUCCGUAGUAGAAGAGGAAAUUGACGAACCCGGUACUGACGAAAUAACAGACGGGGUUAUUCUUAAAUCGUUCAAUGACGGACUAGAUGAAGUAGGUCAGAGAGUUAUAAGGCGUGUAAUAAUGGUGGAUGGAAAAGAAAAGGUUGUAGAGGAGGUAGUAGACGGACCAGAAAACCUUGGUUUUACUGAAUCAUUACAGAGUGAAAUUAAAAAAGAUGACAAAGAAAGUUACGACAUGACUACAUACCCCCAUGAUACCAGUACAAACAGGAAUUCUGAAUUUAUAAACGAAACUCAAACCGAUAACAUCAUUACGACAAUAACAACACGAAGAAUAAUACGACGAGUAAUUAUUGUCGACGGUAAAGAGACAUUUGUAGAGGAGGAAGUUAAUGAACCUGAUGCAUGUGAUAUUACGGAUAUGAGUCAGAUACAAAAAGAUAACGGGAAAACAGUUGAAAUAUUUGAAAAGCCAUUAGAGUUUGAUGACAUAGAAAAUGAUAAGACCCAAACGGUAACGACUCGUACAAUUAAAAGGAUACGAAAAAUAAUAAAGCGCAUAAAAAUAGUAGACGGAAAAGAAAAAGUGGUAGAGGAAAUUGUAGAUGAACCAGUAGACGAGCACACAAUAGACGAAUUACACGAAUUGAAAGACUCCAGUGAAUUCCCACCAGGUAAAACUGCAGAUUUCAAUAUAAAUAUCGAUAGCAAAAAACUGUCUACAUCGGUAACUUCCGAAAUCGAUAAUAAACAUGAUAUUAAACGAACAGACAUACAGGUACCGGACAUCAAAUUUAAAAAAGAUUCGACCAAUAUUGACUAUGACAUAAAAGAGAAUAUAGCUGUUGGAAAAUCGAUUGCAACACCUAGUGUCGAAAUGGAAAUGCCAAAGAAACCUAAGGUUGAAGGAGAAAUAAAAGUCAAAAAAACAGAUUUACCAUCCAUCAAAAUUCCUGAGGUGAAAGCACGAAAACUUGAUGGUGAAAAAGCUAAGUCGGGAAUUAAAAAACCAGAAAUUCCUAAACUUGGCAUAACAACAGACAUCAAAACUCCAGAAUCAAAGAUUAAAAAAGGAAAAGCACCCAAGGGAUCUGCUGAUAUUGAAUUCGACAUAAAGGAAACGGUUUCCGUACCGAGCGUUGAUAUCAAAACUCCAUCGAUUCCUAAACUGGAGGGUCACGUCCAAGUCAAAGACACCGAUUUACCAUCUGUAAGUGUACCUGAGGUUAAAACACCUAAGCUUGAUGUUAAAAUUCCAAGAACUGAUGUCAAGACAACAAAAUUCGAUUUGUCAGAUAUUAAAAUACCAGGAUUUAAAAGUAAAAAAGAUAAAAAAUCAAAACAAACUCCGGAUUUCGAAGGCAAAGUCAAAGAUACGAUUUCUGUUGACAUUCCAUCUUUAUCUAUACCUAGUGUUGAUAUCGAAAUGCCAUCGAAACCUAAAGUUGAAGUAGAAAUAAAAGGCAAGGACAUAGAUUUACCAUCCAUCAAAAUUCCUGAGGUGAAAGCACGAAAACUUGAUGGUGAAAAAGCUAAGUCGGGAAUUAAAAAACCAGAAAUUCCUAAACUUGGCAUAACAACAGACAUCAAAACUCCAGAAUCAAAGAUUAAAAAAGGAAAGUCACCCAAGGGAUCUGCUGAUAUCGAAUUCGACAUAAAGGAAACGGUUUCCGUACCGAGCGUUGAUAUCAAAACUCCAUCGAUUCCUAAACUGGAGGGUCACGUCCAAGUCAAAGACACCGAUUUACCAUCUGUAAGUGUACCUGAGGUUAAAACACCAAAGCUUGAUGUUGAAAAACCUACCGCAGUAAUUUCAACACCAGAAAUUCCUAAAUUUGGCAUAACAACAGACAUCAAAAUACCCGAGCUAAAGAUUAAAAAAGGAAAAGCACCCAAGGGGUCUGCUGACAUUGAAUUCGACAUAAAGGAAACGGUUUCCGUACCGACUGUUGAUAUCAAAAUUUCAUCAAUUCCCAAACUGGAGGGUCAUAUCCAAGUCAAAGACACUGAUUUACGAUCUGUCACUGUACCAGACUUGAAAGCACUGAAACUUGAUGUUGAAAAACCUCCCUCAGUAAUUUCAAUACCAGAAAUUCCUAAAUUUGGCAUAACAACAGACAUCAAAACUCCAGAAUUAAAGAUUAAAAAAGGAAAAGCACCCAAAGGAUCUGCUGAUAUCGAAUUCGACAUAAAGGAAACGGUUUCCGUACCGACUGUUGAUUUCAAAACUCCAUCGAUUCCAAAAUUAGAGGGUCACGUCCAAGUCAAAGACACUGAUUUACCAUCUGUAAGUGUACCUGAGGUUAAAACACCUAAGCUUGAUGUUACAAUUCCAAAAACUGAUGUCAAGACAACAAAAUUCGAUUUGUCAAAUAUUAAAAUACCAGGAUUUAAAAGUAAAAAAGAAAAAAAAUCAAAACAAACUCCAUAUUUCGAUGUCAAAGUCGAAGAUAAGAUUUCUGUUGACAUUCCAUCUGUAUCUAUACCUAGUGUUGAUAUCGAAAUGCCAUCGAAACCUAAAGUUGAAGUAGAUAUAAAAGGCAAGGACAUAGAUUUACCAGCAAUCAAUGUUCCGGAGUUGAAAACUCCAAAACUUGAUGUAGAAAAAACUAACGCAGGAAUUGCAACACCGGAAAUUAGUAAAUUUAGCAAAACAAUAGACAUCAAAACUCCAGAAUUAAAGAUUAAAAAAGGAAAAGCACCCAAGGGAUCUGCUGAUAUCGAAUUCGACAUAAAGGAAACGGUUUCCGUACCGAGCGUUGAUAUCAAAACUCCAUCAAUUUCUAAACUGGAGGGUCACGUCCAAGUCAAAGACACUGAUUUACCAUCUGUCACUGUCCCAGACUUGAAAGCACCAAAACUUGAUGUUGAAAAACCUAACGCAGGAAUUUCAACACCAGAAAUUCCUAAAUUUGGCAUAACAACAGACAUGAAAACUCCCGAGCUAAAGAUUAAAAAAGGAAAAGCACCCAAGGGGUCUGCUGACAUCGAAUUCGACAUAAAGGAAACGGUUUCCGUACCGACUGUUGAUAUCAAAAUUCCAUCGAUUCCUAAACUGGAGGGUCACGUCCAAGUCAAAGACACCGAUUUACCAUCUGUAAGUGUACCUGAGGUUAAAACACCUAAGCUUGAUGUUAAAAUUCCAAAAACUGAUGUCAAGACAACAAAAUUCGAUUUGUCAGAUAUUAAAAUACCAGGAUUUAAAAGUAAAAAAGAUAAAAAAUCAAAACAAACUCCGGAUUUUGAUGUCAAAGUCGAAGAUAAGAUUUCUGUUGACAUUCCAUCUGUAUCUAUACCUAGUGUUUAUAUCGAAAAGCUAUCUAAACUUAAUGUUGAAGAAGAAAUAAAAAUCAAGGAUACAGAUUUACCAUCUAUCAAUGUUCCUGAGUUGAAAACACGAAAACUUGAUGUUGAAAAAGCUACCUCGACAAUUAAAACACCAGAAAUUCCUAAAAUUGGCAAAACAACAGACAUCAAAUCACCUGAAUUAAAGAUUAAAAAAGGAAAAGCACCCAAGGGAUCUACUAAUAUCGAUUUCGACAUCAAUGAAAAGGUUUCCGUUGAAAUUCCAUCGGUUUCCGUACCUAGUGUUGGUAUCAAAACUCCAUUGAUUCCUAAACUGGACUGUCACGUCCAAGUUGAAGACUCCGAUGUACCAUCGGUCAGUGAAGGUGGAGUCAAAACAACUAAUGUUUCAAUCAAAAAUAUUCCUGAUCUGGACAUCGAUGAACGAAAAGUAAUCCAAGAAACAGAAUAUGUUGACGAAGUAGAAACGAACCAAUCUGUAAAUCCAAACAUUAAUUCUCCAUCGUUUUUAAGUAAAUUACGUAAAGGUCUUAAAAUAUCUACGUCCAAGACGACCAAAAUAAUAAAAGACAAGAGUGAUACCGAAACCUUAGAAUCAGACGAUACAAAGAAAUCGUUAUUGAACGAUUUUAUUGAAAAAGAACGGGAGAGCACCGUCGUACAUUAUUUACCAACAACUGAUGAUAAUUCUGGAAUCGAUACUCUUGGAUCCGAACAAAGUUCAAAAACACCAAUUAAGGAAGGAAAAUCUAUUGUGCCGCUAAAUAUUGACAAACCUGAUGGUACCGAAAUAUUUAAGCCUAUAACAUCUGAAAUGCUGAUCAAUCAAACGGGUACGGUCUCCACGUGGAAAUCACGAAAGGUUGUUAGACGCAUCAUUAUCAUCGAUGGAAAAGAGAUUGAGGUAGAAGAGAUAAUUGACGAGCCUGAACAUGGUGCACCAGUUAAAAGUAUUUUGAGAAAAACAAUCAGGAACGGUGAGGAAGUAAUUGAGAAUAUUAUCGAUCCCGAAGAAAUUGAUAAGAUCUUACGGUUGUCUGUACUCAACGAUACCGUAAAGAAUACAAGUGAAAGUGUAACAACUACAAGAACGCGUAGAAUCAUUAGGCGAAAAAUUAUUGUCGACGGAAAAGAGUCCGUAGUAGAAGAGGAAAUUGACGAACCCGUUACUGACGAAAUAACAGAGUCGAGUGUUGAGCCUUUUGAUAGUCGAAAUGCUUUUCUUCAACUUGAAAGGGAUUAUUGUGACCUUUCUCAUGUUAAUGAUCAUAAGUCUAUCAAACUAAAUAUUAUUGAUCCCGUUGAAAACUCUCUAAUAAAGUCAGGUUCAAAGAAAAUGGUAUUAAAGAAGGUGAUAAGUGAUAGUGGGAGAAUGAAUUUUGUGAUGGAAAUGGUUGACGAUCAAUUACCAAAAGGAAAAACGAUAAAACUAAAUGACUUGUCUAUUGCUUCCCAUCACCUUAAUAGUAUUAAAAAUAAUAUUUUGAGAUCAGACAACAAAAAUAAAUAUAGUAUGUAUUCUAUAUUCUUUGAGGACAUUUGGGAGUUAUUGGAUGUUAUCACGUUCUACUUCACAAAACAUAAAAAAUUAUGUGAUGCUGACUUGGAAUAUUGCUUGGAGGAACCUAUAAACUCAAAACCAAUUUUAAAUCAAAUUGAAUCAGUCAUUAAAGAAGUAUCAAACAUAAAAGAAAAACAUACAAGUUCAAAUGAUGAAUUUGAACAAAUUAAAUCGAUGAUGUCAAAACUCCAAAAUAAAACAAAAGAAGUUAGACGUCAAAUUGAUACUUUCAACGAUGAUGCUGAUUUAGUGGAUUGGCAGAAUCAAAUACUUGCAAUUGAAAAUGUUCAUAAGAAAAUAGAUCAAUUUAAAUCAGAAUUUGAACAAUUAAAAAAAGGGAAAUUAUCAUAUGAAGAAAAACUUCGAAAAUUGGAAAUACUAUUCGCUCAUAAUCAAUUAGUCAUUGAAGAAUUAUAUGAUAUUAUAAGUAUUUACAAACUGAAAUGCAACUCAAAAAAUAAAUUACCAGACGACACAUAUAAAUCUUUAAGAACUGCGAUCAAACUAGAUAAAGAAUUGGGAAAUACAACCAAAUUUUUUAUUGAUGAAAUCGAAAAAGAUAACUUCACCAAUUUUAACUCUAAACAGUUAGAAUUGGUGUGUGGACCUAUAAACAAUUCUAAUGAAAAUACAAUUAAAUAUUUUAACAUCAAACAUAUUCUGGAGGACCUUGACAAAUAUCACCACGUCACCACAAAACUGAUAAAAUUAAAGACUUUAUCGGAAUCUCAGAAACCCGAUAAAAACGUAAUAAAACAAUUGGAAACGGAACUGAAUAAUACGCAGUUAAACAUUAAAAAACUUCUAUCCAUUCAGAAUGAGUGGACUCGUUUAGAAGAUAUUUUAACGGCCGAACAAAAAUGGUUAGAUGAAGUUGGAGUGUCCAUUCUUGACCUCACGAAGAUAACGUCAAUAAAUUACGUUCAAACACUAUCUAACACACAAAAUACAAUCACAGAUGUAGCUAUUCAUUACGACAAACUUGUAUAUUUGAAGGACAUUAUAGAAAAAAUCCAAAAUCAAAUCGAUGUGAAACCGCUAUUGUAUGUUUGUGAACAGCAUACAAAUGAUACAUUCAAAUUAAAAAAUAAUUUAAGGGCAAAAGAAAUACGCUUGAUAACGUUCAAGAAACAAUUUGACAAGUACAGUGAACUCAAGAACAACGUUGAGUUGAGUUUGUCACGCAUUACAUCAAAUUUGGAAGAUAUUACACCAAAUCGAGAAAUCGUCGAGACCAAUAUAACUCGAUCCGAGUUGGAGAUUGUAGAAGAAUCUAUAAGAACUUGUUCUGAUAGUUUAAAUGAAUCACUCGAUAUUCUGCCUAUCUCCGAUGGACAAAGUGAAAUCGAAACCAUGGGGUCACUUGCGACAGAAUGUAAGGCAUUAAAAGAUAAACUCCAUAAAAUAAGGUCUACUGUGGAUAACUGUGAUGUUUCAAAAAUAUUUAAACACCUUGAAACUACUUUAGAAAAACCGAAAGACACAUUAUUAGACCAUAUCAAGACACUCAAAGGUGUUUCGUACGAAGUAAGCGCCAUCGAAAGCCUUGAGAACAGUGGCCAACAGUUAAGCGCCAUCCAAAGUCAAUGCAACAGCCAACUAAAAGAUUAUUCGAAUUUAAAUGGCAAAAUUGAAACUUUGCGUAAUACUCUAUUCGAGCUAACUAACGACAUAAACAAUUCUGAUUUCACUUUGUCAGAAUUGGAAAACGAAUCACAUAAAGACAGGCACACUUCCGAAACAGCAAUAUGCAAAACGUAUCAUCAAGUUUCGGACAAUAUGAAAAACAUGCAACAGACGCUGUCAUCGAUUUCUCAACAGUUAAAACAAUUAAAAGAUGGUCUUAAGUACUUUAAAAAAGACAGAAAAUCAUUGGAAUCUGAAGUAAAUGAAGUUGAAAAACAGUAUAAACAAUUAAAAACAAAACAUCAAAGUGUACUUAAAACUUUGGAAAAUAAAUGCAACUAUUGGACAAUGGUCGACGAGCUGUUACUAAAAAUUAGAAUAAAAAAUAACCAUAUAAACAAUUUAACUAUAAUUCCACUGGACUCAGACACGCUGGCGGGCAAACAUUUAGAAACAAUAUUGAAGCAUCUCAAGGAUGUACGCAGCUCUUACGAUAAAGAGAAUAAAGCUAUUUUGGCUGACAUUGAAUCCCUGCGUAGAAAAGGAGACAAAGAGCAAAUCGACGACAUAAUUGACGGCGAUCAGACGCAAUGGAACGACACCGGUGUGGCCGUUAAACAAUUGGUUGAACGUUAUGAAAAGGCAUCAAAAACGCUACACAGUUAUCAACAACUAAGAGAAUCUACAAAUGAUUGGUUGAAUGGUAAACUUUUGUCGAUUGAAACUACCGAAGAUGUAUCGGAUAAGACAAAGUCAAUUGAUAAGCAACAAGAAAAUCUGGUCGAAUUACGGAGCAUGAUAACGGACGUGGCCGAAACCAUUGGACUAAAUCCAGAUGACGUGCCGCUAAACGAAAUCGAAGAACUGAGUUUGAAACUAGAGAAAGUCCAAAAAGUUCUCGCCGCACUCGGUGAUGUUGCGGACAAAAAGAACAAAAUGUCGGAAGACAUCGAAGAUGCGAAACGACUUUUGCAUGAUAUCGAAAAAAACUCAUCAAAAUCCAUCAAAAACAAUGACGAGAACCUAAAAGAAUUAAGAACUAAAUUAUUAGACUUGAACAAAUCGAAAAAAGAGAUGGACGAAUCUUUUGACAUAGAUAACUUUGAAAUACCUCUAAGUGAAAAACGAACAUACUCUAUAAUCGAAGUAUUCCAGCUCUGGCAACAAAUAUUCAAAGAAACUUUCAAUCAAUAUCGUAGAUUAUCGUGUACCUUACUUGAAAACGAAAACAAUGUCGCUGUAUUUGAACUGUGGCACGACUAUUUGAUGUAUGUACAAGAAUUUUUAAAAUCUCCUGUUCCGGGUGACUACCAUUCACUAACAAGUCAUGAACGACUUUGCCAAGUACAUCAAGAAGUAUUGAUCAGUCAGAUGGAUACUAUUCCUAAUUGUAUGAAUAAGCCAGACAUCAUAUCUGAGCCAGCAGCAUUGGAAAGAUUUACAUCUUUGAUGGAUUUGCACAAUGAAACAAUGACAGACCUCGAAAACACUCAUCAAGAAGUGUGGACCAAACUAAGCCACUGGAAAGAAUACCGAACAAAUGUUAAAAAGGUAUAUGAAUGGCUAUGGAAGGUUGAAAAAGUUCAUUCAAAUUUAAAUCUUAAAUUCAUCAACACCAGAAGGCUGCCACAACUAAAAUCUCAAAUAAGUGAUCUACUAAAUAAUUUGGCUGUGGAACGUUCUCAAAUCGAUGACUUGGAAAAACGUCAAAAUACCAUCUUUGCGUUCUGUGAUAAGCCUACGGAAACCGGCUACAGAAAAGAACUGAUAGCGAUUAGUCAACGAGUCAACGAGAUUCAGGCAUCGUUGGAAGUUUGGAAUGGAUACCUAGAAAACGUAGAAAAACUUACCACCUCUUUUGACGUUCAAAGCGUGGAAAUAGAUCAAGUAUUGCAAGAUGUGCAAACUAAACUUGAUACACUGAAACGUGAAUUUGGUUCUAACGAGGAUAUAGUGCCAUCUGAUAAACUGAAGUCAGAGUCCAGUAAAAUACAGGAAUUAAAUAACAGUUUGAAACAAUUAGAUCCACAACUCACGUCUACUACUGAUAUACGAGACAAGUUAAAAGAUUCAUUAGAUCCUAUAGAAAUUCGUUCAUUUGGACAAAAACUUAGGUUUUUAGUAUAUCACCAAAAAGAUUUACAAUAUCAAUUGUUUUUGUAUUCAUGUCAAAUAGACAAUUUGUUAUAUAAACCUCAAGAAUUCACUCAUAGAUACACUAGAUUUAGGAACUGGGCUGUUGAUACCGAAACUCAGUUGAAAAAUUUAACUAAAUCCUUGAAAGAUCCGCAAUUUGCUAUUGAUGUGUUGAAACCUGAAUUUGAAUCUCAGAUUAAUUCUAAACAAAAGGAAUUUAAUUGGUUAAACGGAGCCGGUAGUCAACUAAUUAAAGCAGAAUCGCAACUAAAUCCUCAACUAGCAAAAACAACUGAAUCUAACUUAAAAGAAAUCAAUGAAAACUGGAAUAAUUUAAAUAGUUCAUUGUACAAAUAUACUGUCGAAUUACCUACAACCAUUUUGAAUACAAAUAAAUUAUUCGAUAAAAUCAAUAUCUUCAAAAUUUGGAUCAGCGACUUUGAAUCAAAAAUAAACAGCCCAAUCGUUUUUAACGAUCGUUCAGAAUACAACUUAAAAGAAGAAUUGGAAUCUUUAGAUGCAUUGAGCAAUAUGUAUAAAGAAAAACAAGGAGAAUAUAACGAAUUAAUGGCUAAUUGUAAUGAACAAUUAAAAAUUGAUAAGAACACCAAUGAUUCUGAUACCACUCAAGAUUUGCAGUGUCCGUCGAAGACAUUACCGAUCAGCUGGAAGAACCUAGAAAAUAAAAUUAGUGACAAACGUGUUCGGGUAUUAAACGCAUGGGAGGAACUGCAAACCAUACUUGGUUUAAUCGAUGUAGAAACCAAAUGGCUGAGUCGGUUAAAUAUUGCCGUUGAAGAACAUAAAAAAAAGAAAUUUAUAGAACAUAAAAGUUUGUCUGGCUUAAUCAGUAAUUUUGAACAGGAACAACAAACAGCAAAAGACAAGUUUUCUAAGUUAGAACUUGCUGUAUCUAUAUCUCGUUCUACAUAUUUUGCAAAGUUCAUUGACGAAGAAAUAGAAAUAAUUAGUAGAAAUCGAAAUUCUCUGUUGGAACAAAUCGAUAUGAUACUUAUCGCUCUUAAAAAAUCGUUAACAUUGUGGAAAGAUUUCGUCAAUGCACAUGGAAGAGCGGUAGUGACCCUGACCCAAGUCGAUACCAAACUAAUUCAACUCGAGUUGUUAGAAAAAAGUGAUAAUGCUGACGAAGGAAGUGCUCGUAUUAUGGAGAAAGACCUUGGAAAUUUGCAGAUAUUAGAAAUGGAGUUAAAAAAAUACGGAGGACUUCUCGAGAAAGCAGAUGCACUAGGUCUGCAAUUGAUGACUAAUAGUACUCCUGAGGAUAUAAAAAAUAUUCAAGAAAUGAUUGACGAGUACCAACUUUUAUGGAAGGAUAUCAACAAUCGUAUUGAAAAAUUGAAGGUGACAUGUGUUCAAGAAACUUCGUGUAGAAAGAAGCGGUCGGUAAACGAAGAAGUUCAAGUAGAAACAUUAAAGUUUGGCAAAGAUUCACAAGUGCAAGUCGACACUCUUCCUACCGAAUUGCUUAGAAAAGACUCAUUCCUAUACGAAUUACAAACGGCGAUAGCGAACGCUAAUACCAACUUAAACGAGUUAGAAUUAGCUAUACAAAAAUCUGACAAGAAUUUAUCGAAAAAUAUUGCGACGUGUCAAAUGUCCAUAGACUUGAUCAAACAUCUCAGCGUCAUAUUAAAAACACAGUGUGGAGUGUCAGAGUCUGACAUAACCAUAGUCAGGUCUGAAGAGUUGUUGACCAAGUACGAGGAACUUCUUGUAAAGUUCCGUUCACAGCAGCAAGUCGGUCAACCAAAAACUAGCAGUUCGGUGAUGUGUCCACUGUGCUCCGAACAAAACUGGUCACAGUUUGAAAACGACAUGUGGCGCUUAGAACACUGGAUACAGUCAACCGAAGCUAAGCUCAGCGUCCAACCGAUGGUACCACCAUCGAAGAUCGAACAACUAGAAGACGUCAUACAGGAGCAUAGGGAACUCCUAUUGUACUUGGACAGUCACCGCAAUAUCGUGCAGUCGUUGAACGUGAUUGGACACCACUUGGCCGAGCACAGCAACGACGCGGAAAGAGCAGCUCAGAUCAAAAAGCGUUUAUCUGCUACCAACUCCAGAUGGGAUCGUGUCUGUUUUGCGUGCACAGAAUGGCAGACCAAACUGCAAACUGCACUUAUGGAGAACGAGGAGUUUUACGGCGUUAUUGACGAGCUCGUCGAUUGGCUAGACGAGACGGAACGAGCGAUCAAAACGACCGAACCGGUGGACCUGGCCGAGGACACUGUUAUCAUAGUGGAUAAAUUCAACAAGUUUAAGAACAUGCACACGGAACUGGAGAGGUGCGAACCACGAGUGGUAUCGCUGCUCGAGGCGGCAGACUGGCUACGCCAGGCAAAUGAAAAGACUGGCGCCACGACGCACUCAGCCUCCACAUCCGAUCAGACCAUCGUCGACUCUCACGCUAGACUGUCACACCUCAGGGCCCGUCUCACGGUGUUGAUAAACAUGACGGCCAGCUACACGACGAAACUUGGCACCACUUUGGGCUACGACAUGACGCCGGACAGCGUUUGCAUAAGACUACACCAGGUGGACGAUACCAGCACUGCUAUGAAUCGAUCCAACGAAGAAGAACCGAACACAAAUGUUGGCGGAGAUGAGACGGUGUUGAGACGCGGCUACAGAUUCUUCGGCCGGGUAAUGCGGGCGUCCCUGCCUUUCCAGGUGCUGAUGCUGCUGGUCCUGGGCGCCGCCUCUCUGGUGCCAAUCGUUGACGAGGAGUUCAGCUGCAUGGAGUCCAACAGCAUCGCCUGGAGCCUUUACCCGUUACUCCGCUACCCCGGAGGACCGCCACCGGUAUAG
Molecule: messenger RNA, 40794 nt
Organism: Macrosiphum euphorbiae (potato aphid)
Lineage: Eukaryota; Metazoa; Arthropoda; Insecta; Hemiptera; Aphididae
Source: the annotation of a GenBank genome assembly